AUGGCUCCUGUUUCAAUGCCUCCGGGUUUUCGGUUUCAUCCAACAGAUGAAGAGCUUGUCAUUUACUACCUCAAACGAAAGAUUAAUGGUCGAACAAUCGAAUUAGAGAUCAUUCCCGAGAUUGAUCUUUACAAAUGCGAGCCUUGGGACUUACCCGGGAAGUCCUUGCUCCCAAGUAAAGACCUAGAAUGGUUCUUUUUCAGUCCUCGAGAUCGGAAAUAUCCUAACGGAUCAAGAACAAACCGGGCGACAAAAGCAGGUUACUGGAAAGCCACAGGGAAAGAUCGUAAAGUUACUUCACAUUCGCGGACUGUCGGAACAAAGAAAACGUUAGUUUACUAUCGAGGAAGAGCGCCUCAUGGCUCUCGUACCGAUUGGGUCAUGCACGAGUACCGUCUUGAAGAGCAAGAAUGUGACUCUAAAUCCGGCAUACAGGAUGCUUAUGCACUUUGUCGUGUAUUCAAGAAGAGUGCUUUAGCCAACAAGUUAGAUGAACAACAACAUCAUGUCACGAAGAGGAACAAAGCAACGACUAAUAGUGAACAAUCUACUUCUAGUACUUGUUUGUAUUCCGAUGGAAUGUAUGAAAACCUAGAAUAUGCAGUCUCACCUGAUCCAGAACCAAAUCAACUCGGUAACAUUUCUUCGUCGGGUAUGGAAAAGAUAGAGAACAAGUGGAGUCAGUUUAUGUCACAUGACACGCCCUUAAACUUUCCAGUCCAGUCACAGUUUUGUUCUCAGUAUGGAUCAAUAUCAUAUCCUCCCUCAAAGGUAGAGAUAGCUUUAGAGUGUGCAAGAGUACAAAAUCGUAUGUUGCCACCGGUGCCUCCACUUCACGGAGAAGAAUUCACACAUGGCGAAUACUUGGGAAACAAUGUGGCUAAUGAUACAGAUGAGAUGCUGAGCAAGAUCAUAGCAUUGGCUCAAGCCUCCCACGAGCCACAGAACUGUCUAGACUCGUGGGAAGUUGCUUCUGGUUCUGCAUACUUCCAUGGAGACUUUAACUAUUCAGGAGAAAAAACGACAGGUUCAUGGGUAGAUGCUAACAUGAAGGCUGUAGAUAUGCAAGAACAUGUUGGGAGGUUUAAGGAAGAAAGACGUGUUGAGAACUUGAGAUGGGUAGGAGUAUCAAGUAAGGAAUUAGAAAAGAGUUUCAUUGAAGAACACUCAACGGUAGUUCCUAUAGAAGAUAUUUGGAGCUAUCGUAGGGAUGAUCCAGAACAUGAACAUCAAGAUGGUGUGGGAGUUAACAACAAUGGAGAUGUGGAUGAUGUUUACACACUUGAGUUCUCCGAUAACGAACACAUCGGGAAUAUUUCGGACAAGAUAAACAGCAGUGACCAUGACACAACGAGUUCGUCACAUUUUGAGAUGAUUAAGAAAGUUGAGGUUAGUCAUGGACUGUUUGUUACAACUCGUCAGGUAACCAACACAUUCUUCCAACAGAUCGUACCAUCUCAAACCGUUAUAGUUUACAUAAAUCCAACUGGUGAAAACAAAUAUUUUAACGAGAUGACAUCAAAGGAAGAGGUUCAUGUCCUUAAGCAGCAGAUUAAUCCGCAAAUCGAAAGCAUAGUCUCAAAAAUUCUUGGACCAUGGAGAAAAUUCGUGUAUGUUAUUGGUUUCAUUCCUAUGCUUCUAUUGAUGCGGUGUGUUCAUCAAAGAGAUGACUCUAAGAAAAACCGAAGCAGCGAAGGUGAUUGUAUCGACCGGGGGACAAUAUUUAUGAUGAAAAAUGCUGUAGUAAGAAGAAAGUUUUGGAAUAAGAAGGAAGAUAAUGGGAUCGUUGAUGUACAAGGUUUGAGAGUUCAAGAUAGUUUCAUGUUGAAGAAGUUGGGCCUUUCUCUUGCUAUUAUCUUAGCUGUUUCCACCAUGUGUCUUAUUUAAUAUGUUGGAAGUUCAAUAUUUCCUAUGGCUUUGCACUUUUUCUAUUGUACUCUUAUUUGUCUAGGAGGGGUUUUCGUUUCUUUUGCUUUUUUUUUUCCAUUUCCUAAACUAAACUAAAUU
This is a messenger RNA of Eutrema salsugineum, 2007 nucleotides long. Its product is annotated as NAC domain-containing protein 86. Gene Ontology annotation, molecular function: DNA binding. Gene Ontology annotation, biological process: regulation of DNA-templated transcription. NCBI's taxonomy places the organism in Eukaryota, Viridiplantae, Streptophyta, Magnoliopsida, Brassicales, Brassicaceae. The transcript has 6 exons. Bases 1 to 1887 code for a protein of 628 amino acids. The record is from RefSeq and is a predicted model, not a curated record.